Messenger RNA from Laetiporus sulphureus 93-53, 1195 nucleotides. RefSeq lists its product as uncharacterized. The record is from RefSeq and is a predicted model, not a curated record. The coding region runs from base 94 to 966 and encodes 290 amino acids. The transcript is spliced from 10 exons. Lineage: Eukaryota; Fungi; Basidiomycota; Agaricomycetes; Polyporales; Laetiporaceae.
AUGGUUGUUCUUUGCCAAUCGGAUGCUUGCACUGGUCUAUGCUAGCAUUUCUGUUUGGUCCGUCAUGAACAUUUAUACAGUAACAGUACUUGUAUGGCAAACUUCGUGGCGAAGAAUGCGGUUUUCGAUCUCAUUACAGUAAUCUCAAACGUGGUUACAAUGUUACGAGUAUACGCCGUGACAGGUAGCGACCGACGACCUGUGAUUUUCCUCGCGUUGGUAAUGGUCUUCAAUGUGGUCUUGAAUGCCUACACUGAAUUCGCCCAAGCAUCAUAUUCUGUGGUCAUAUUUAAUGGGACAGCCAUAUGCAGCGAGUUGUAUACUUCGCGCUCAGCACAAGGUAUCAUUACAAAGUUGGUCAUAGCCAACGAAGUCUCUGGUGCACCCGCCGUCAUCAUGACGCUCGCAAUUCUCUGGCGCAAACUAUACGUUGAACAUAGACUAGCCGCGGCUGAUCUCCUGUCUAAGAGGAAUCCGUCGCUCGCAGCGCUGCUCCUCAGAGAUGGCACAAUCCAACUGACAGCACUACUACUACUCAACUUAUUACAGACCGUGUUGUAUUUCGGGAACUCUAGUGCUGCAAAUAUCAUCGGAUGGUUGGAAUACUCACUCGCUCCCAUUCUGAUCUCUCGUGUCCUCCUCAACAUCCGAGCCGCAGCACGGUCCACACGCGGAGAACAGCCUCAAACGCCCUCUUUCGUCCGGUCACGGCGUGGUGUCCAGUCACAAGACGACGUAGAAAACAUGUCGUUCGAAUUAAACAUCCUCAACAGCACCGAACAAGCCCUGGAGAGCGAUCGCUCUCACCCUCAAGAGUCUAUUGGACAUGAUGAAAUUGUUGCUGUACCGCGAAGCAUGGCGAACAAUGCUGUUACUGCCGGAAAUGCUCAACAGGACGUGAACGAGGAAGAGAGGAUGGACGAAGUCGAGGAUGAGAUGCUGUCGGAUUGGGAGGAUGACGAGUAAGACCGGCAGAGAAUGGUUUGCUUGCGAUUUAUUUUCUCCGCAGAUUUUUCCCUGUGUUGUGCGUGAUAAGGUCAUUGAUAGUUCAAGCCCCAUCACGGGGCUUUAUACCCAGCUGCAUGGAUAUUUAUUGCACCAUAGAGAGCACAAUGUCCUUCUAGUUCUAUCGUCCGUGUUGAUUUUACCUUUCAUUAUUUCCUGGCAUGCCUACUAUGACAUGUGCAGUCUUCUG